GGCUUGCCGCGAAGCCUGAAUAGUAUACUGCCGGCCCCCGAGAAAGCGAAGAAGAGGAGCGAAAAGAAAUAGGCGCGCAGCUGUCCGGUGUAUCUGAACGAAACUGUUAUGGGUAUUCAAGGUUUGCUGCAGUUUAUCAAAGAUGCAUCAGAGCCCAUCAACGUGAAGAAGUACAAAGGACAGACAGUUGCAGUGGAUACGUACUGCUGGCUUCACAAAGGGGCUUUUUCAUGUGCUGAAAAAUUGGCAAAGGGAGAGCCGACUGAUCAGUAUGUAACUUAUUGCAUGAAAUUUGUUGACAUGCUCCUCACAUAUGGAGUCAAACCCAUUUUGGUAUUUGAUGGAUGUAAUCUGCCGUCAAAAAAAGAAGUGGAGAAAACGAGAAGAGAACGACGACAAGCAAACCUGCAGAAAGGAAAGCAGCUGCUUAGAGAAGGAAAAGUUUCAGAAGCCCGUGAAUGUUUUACGCGUUGUGUCAAUAUUACUCCUUCUAUGGCCCACGAAGUUAUUAAAGCAGCGAGAGCUCGUGGCGUUGACAGCAUUGUUGCUCCCUAUGAGGCUGAUGCCCAGCUGGCCUUUCUAAACAAGAAUGGGAUUGCACAAGCAGUUAUAACGGAGGACUCUGACCUUCUGGCCUUUGGCUGUAAAAAGGUCCUUUUGAAAAUGGACAAGUACGGCAAUGGCCUAGAGAUUGACCAGGCUCAUCUUGGGAGAUGCAAACCACUUGGAGACACAUUUACCGAAGAGAAGUUUCGAUAUAUGUGCAUCCUUUCUGGGUGUGACUACCUUCCUUCUAUUCAUGGAAUUGGUUUGGCUAAAGCGUGCAAAUUAUUGAAAAUGGCAAACAAUCCAGAUAUUGCAAAGGUUAUAAAGAAAAUCGGGCAGUAUCUAAAGAUGAAUGUGACAGUACCAGAUGAAUACAUCGAAGGAUUUAACAAGGCCAACAACACAUUUUUAUAUCAACUGGUGUUUGAUCCACUUUCCAGGAAGCUGGUGCCACUCAAUCCUUACACAGACGACAUUGACCCCAAAUCUCUGGGCUAUGCUGGCCAUAAUAUUGGGGAUAAGGCUGCUUUGCAGGUUGCUCUUGGAAAUGUUGAUGUUUCAAACAUGGAAAGGAUUGACAACUUCAACCCCGAUACUGCACAGCUUGUGCAGCCAAAAAGCAAGACCUGGAAUGAAAAUAACGACAAAAAGUCCUCGGAUCUCAGCAUAUGGAGCCGACAGUAUUCUUGUUCAGAUAAUCUUAUUUCAAAACCGGAGACCAUGAGAUUAUCUGAGAAACCGUCUACGAGGGGGAUAGAGAAGGUUAUCAACACCAGAGCGUUAAAGCUUACAAACAGGAAGAUCUUGGUAAAAAGGCCCAGAGAAGAAGAAACUGUUUCUGAGUCCGAUCUUCUUUCCCAAUAUUGCUUCUCAACUCACAAAAAGGUAAAGAAUGAACAGAGUGAGCCCUUGGGGAAACAGGAGGACCAUCCUGUAGAUACUUCUACCUCUACCUCUACCUCUGCCAUUGUUAAAGAUGAUUCUCUGACUAAGCUGCCUGCUCCAGAGCCUAAGAUUCGAAACAGAUUUGCCACUAUACUCCAGAGAAGAAAUCGGGAGGAAGGGGAACCUUGUGUGGCAGGAAUGCGGAGCAGGUUUUUUUGCAACUUGAGUGCCCGUGGUGAUUCUACAGGGAAACAAAGUAAAAUAUCGAAACUGGAAGAACAGGCAGUUGAGGACAAAAAUGAUUCCACUGAAUCUCCUGACUUGUUGACUUUGAUAGAACUUGAAAACAAAGACGCAGAAAGCAGUGUAUCCGAACCCAAGGAAUCCAGUCCUCCAGUCUCCCCGCCUUCCUGCCACUCAUCACCUAGACAAAACACAAGCGUCUUUGGUUGGUCUGGAGAUGUGUGUGAGAAAUCCAAGUUGCAUUGCUCUCCUGCUUUAUUGGCACUGCAGCAGUUCCAGAGGUGUAAGGAGGGCACCUUCUAUCGGGGCAGCCAGAGAUCGGAGCAGUCUCCUUUCUUGAAACAUUCAAACAACACGAGAAAGGAUGAUGGUCUGCAAAUGAGUGAAUCUGAUGAUGAGGAUUUUGAUAUUCUUCAUUACAACCGUAGAAGUUCUCUUUCUUCUGUCAAAGAGCCAAUGUCCUCGCAGGGCAGUCUGGCCUCCAGUAUGGAAAUCACACUUUCACAGGCUUCUCAAAAAACGGCCAAAACAGAUGAUCUGAAUUCUAGUCAGAAGUCGGAUGCCAGUGAAAACUCCGCUCACUCUCCAGUUGGGGCUGAAAAGACUUCUAGUGUGGCAAAACUCAAGGCACCUGGAUUGCAGAGAGUCAGCCCAGGAGCCAUUCCAUCAUCACAUAAAAGUAAAACUCUGGGCCCAGCUAGAGCCAGUGGCCUCAGUAAAAAGGCGUCUGCACUACAAAAGAAGAAAUCAUUAACCAAUGAUGAGAAUCGCCCCAGCCUGCAGAUUACAAUCAACCACCUGUGGAAAAAAUUUGAAUAUAAAAAAGAAAAAGAAAAAAUCGCCUCACCAAAAAAAUCCAAACCCAUGUCUCCAGUUAAGGACAACAUCCCAGCCCUCACUCCAGAAACCGAUAAGGAUAUCUUCAACAAUCCAGAGUGCCGAGAUGUUCAGAGAGCCAUUUUCUGCUCGUAGUGUUGGUAACGAAUACAAGCCAGGAUGAGUGGUUGUGCUUUUCACUGAAGAUCUUGAGCAGUGGUUAAGUUUUUGCUUUUCCACCUGGAAAUUAAGAAUGCAAGUUUAGUCCUAUCUGUGUUUACAUCAGAGCUGCAGGUAAUGGCAGAUUAAUUUUAUCUGUAAAUAGAGCUAUAAAGAUAUUUGCUUUUUUUUGUAUUAGAAAUGAACUGUUUUUGCAAGCAUUAUGAAAAUAAAAUGUGUACAGUAAGCAAGAGUUACUUCAGUACAUUUCGUUAAUACUGUAUAUAAUAUACACACAAAUACUUAACAGUAGUCAAAGUACCUGGCAUUGCCCGGGUAUUUUUGUAUAAUGGGUUAAGGUAAGAAAGCAAGUAUUGAUGUGUUUGGUUUUUAAAAUUU
This is a messenger RNA of Polypterus senegalus (gray bichir), 3048 nucleotides long. RefSeq names its product exonuclease 1 (gene exo1). NCBI's taxonomy places the organism in Eukaryota, Metazoa, Chordata, Cladistia, Polypteriformes, Polypteridae. Gene Ontology annotation, biological process: DNA recombination; mismatch repair. Gene Ontology annotation, molecular function: 5'-3' DNA exonuclease activity; metal ion binding; DNA binding. The transcript is spliced from 14 exons. Gene Ontology annotation, cellular component: nucleus. The record is from RefSeq and is a predicted model, not a curated record. The coding region runs from base 109 to 2646 and encodes 845 amino acids.